Molecule: messenger RNA, 1817 nt
Organism: Ceutorhynchus assimilis (cabbage seed weevil)
Lineage: Eukaryota; Metazoa; Arthropoda; Insecta; Coleoptera; Curculionidae
Source: the annotation of a GenBank genome assembly
UUGAAAAUCACUUCUCACUUCACGGAUAUCAUCAAAAUUCAAAAUUACCUACCUAACCUAUAAAUGUCAUAAAUGCGAUUCGAAGAUGUUGCUUGUUGUUGUUUUUGUGAAUAUCUGAUUUUUGUCUCUAUUGAUACAUGUUUCUGGUUUCACCAAGCAAAAAAAACAUCCAAAGUUUCUCCGGUUCUUUGAAUUCCCACAUCAAUACUGGAGAAUAAUGGCAGAUAUCCAUAGCAUAUGCAGGACCUGCUUAAUCGAGAAUACAAUCUUGAAAUCCUUAUUUGUUAAGGUGGAAUUAGUAAAUGAGGAACAGAUGCAGUUAGCAGAGCUACUUUCAGAUUGUACCUCUCUAGAAAUAUCUGAAAAUGAUCAUUUACCAAAACAAGUAUGUAAUGAAUGUGAACAGCACAUACUCAAUACAUUCAAUUUCCGACAACAGUGUCUUAAAUCAGAAUCCGUCCUGAGAUCUUUAACAUCUGAAACACUAGUAGAAUUGAAACCUUUAUCAGUUGAAGAUUCUUUAAUAUGCGAAACUAAUUUAGAUGAAGGUAGUGAUUCCCAAGAUCAGUCAGAAAAUUUGGAUGAUUCAUUAAAUCAAAUGAUCGUGGAAGAAGUAAUAGAGGAAAAAAUGGAAACAAAACCCAGAGGAAAUCAAGCUGAUGAAGAUGAAACAUUAUUGCCUCUAUAUCCUUGUGAAAUUAGUGAUUGUGCAGAAUGUUUCACCACAAUAAAUGACCUAAAAGCUCAUAAAAAAUCUCACUUUCCAAAACCAAACUUUUGUAAAAUUUGUGACCAAACCUUCUCUAGUUCUAGUACUUUGUCUAGGCACAUGACUAGCAAACACCAGCCCAAUAAAAAAGUGCAUUUAUGUGGCGAUUGUGGUAAAACUUUCACUAGAUCUGAUGACUUGAAAAGGCACAUUUUAGUGCAUACCGGCGAGAGACCUUUUGGAUGUCAAAAAUGUGGCAAAUCAUUUGCGCAAUCUUUUAGGUUAUUAGAACAUAUGAGAGCACAUUCAAAUGUUAGAAAUUUUGUUUGUGCCAUUUGUGGUAAGGCAUUUGCCCGAUAUACAAGUUUAUUAUCCCACGAUAAAACUCACAAUGAAGUCAAAUCACAUAAGUGUGAAAAAUGUGGCAAAAGGUUGUGUGGUGCCAGUUCUUUAGCUAUGCACAUGAAAAUGCACAAUGGCCAGAGGGAUUAUGCUUGUAAUUUUUGUGAAAAAACUUUCAUUGCGCCUAGUAAUUUGACCGUACAUAAAAGAAUUCAUACUGGUGAAAGGCCUUAUCAGUGUACAGUUUGUGGAGCAGCAUUUCCUGACCAGUCAAGACUGAAAGUUCAUUUUAGAAUUCAUAGUGGUGAGAAACCUUAUUCCUGCUCUUAUUGUGAAAAAGCCUAUAUUAGUUCAAGUCAACUUAAAAGGCACUUGAGAGGACAUACAGGCGAAAAGCCUUUUGAAUGCGAAAUCUGUUCAAAGCGUUUUAGUAGAUGCGAGGACUUGAAAAAUCACAUUCAAAUUCAUAAAGAUAAUAGAAAUCAUGUAUGCGGAAUCUGCCAAAAAGGAUUUUACCAGCAGAGAACUUUAAAAGUUCAUAUGAGGAUUCAUACAGGUGAAACGCCUUAUACAUGCCACACAUGUAAUAAACACUUUACACAAAGUGGAUCUUUGACGAAGCAUAUUACAAGUCAUCAUCAAGAAGAAACUGAUUUGAGUGAAGUUGAAGAAGAGGUAGUCGAGGGAGAGGUGGUUGAGGAAAACCUAGGAAUUUUAAAAUAUUUAUAGAACAGGUGCAGAGGUAUAAUAAAAAAUUGACAUAUAA